Quercus robur (English oak) is the source of this 1182-nucleotide messenger RNA. RefSeq names its product ethylene-responsive transcription factor RAP2-3. Gene Ontology annotation, molecular function: DNA binding; DNA-binding transcription factor activity. The coding region runs from base 142 to 960 and encodes 272 amino acids. The record is from RefSeq and is a predicted model, not a curated record. NCBI's taxonomy places the organism in Eukaryota, Viridiplantae, Streptophyta, Magnoliopsida, Fagales, Fagaceae. Gene Ontology annotation, biological process: regulation of DNA-templated transcription; ethylene-activated signaling pathway. The transcript is spliced from 2 exons.
UCUCUCUCUCUCUCACUUUUCUCUCUAAUAAAACACAAUAUCAUAUGCACACACCUCUAUAUAUAACACUGUCCCCUCUCUGCUUUAUUUCUUUCCCUGUCUAUCUCUCUCUCAUCUAAGUUACUAAAAAGUCUCACAAACAUGUGUGGGGGUGCUAUCAUUUCCGAUUUCGUUGAUAUAAAGCCCAGCGGUUGGAGGCCAACCACUGAGGACCUCUGGUUCGAGCUUGACACUGCCUCUGAUCUCUUUGGCUUCAACUCCAAUGGCGCUUUAGAUGAUUUUCCAAACCCGUUUCCCCACCUCAAGGCCCCUCAAAAGCCCAAGAAACUCGAAAAAGUGAGGAGUGAGAAGCGUAGUGAUACCGAUGAGAAAGCCAAGCAAGUUGCAAAGAAAGAGGAAAAGAAAGAAAGAACUCGGAAGAACGUGUAUAGAGGGAUCAGACAAAGGCCAUGGGGCAAAUGGGCGGCUGAGAUCAGAGACCCACAAAAAGGUGUCCGAGUCUGGCUCGGUACUUUCAACACAGCCGAAGAAGCUGCUCUAGCUUAUGACCAAGCCGCCAUGCGAAUCCGCGGUGACAAAGCCAAGCUCAACUUUGCCCAUCACCACCACCACCAACCACCUCGACCUUCCACUCCUGAGCCGCCGCCGCCGGCAGCUAAGAAGCGCUGCAUCUCUCCCGAGUCAACUGAGUCGAGUUUUGAAACCACUGAGCCACCACCGGUGCUAUUGCAGCCACUGAUUCAGAACGAGAUUUGUUGCAAGAACGAGGUGGCUCAGUUUGAUCAUGGGUUUGAGCUGAAAGAUCAAAUCUCGAGCUUGGAAUCGUUCCUGGGUUUGGAGCCUGAGCCGAGUUUGGUGAGCGGAAGCGGAAGCGGAAGCGAGUUAAUGGAAUCGGUGGACCUUUGGAUGCUUGAUGACCUGGUUACGCAUCACCAACAACAACGUCAGCUUUUGUAUUAACUAGGGAAACCCAGAAGAACCAUGUUAUAUAUAAUUUUGAUUUCAAUUAUAAUACUUGAGGAUCAAAAGUCUGUAACCUUAAUCUGUGUUUAGGGUUAUCUCUUUUAACGCUUACUGUUCUCCUAGUCCUAUGUUUAUGUUUCUGUUUUUUGUGUUAUCUUUUAAUGCUUUUCGGUGUCGUAUACUCUAUACCAUAAAUAAAAUAGCGUGUGUUUGCAUGUA